This is a messenger RNA of Danio rerio (zebrafish), 2337 nucleotides long. RefSeq names its product sema domain, immunoglobulin domain (Ig), short basic domain, secreted, (semaphorin) 3Ab (gene sema3ab). Gene Ontology annotation, cellular component: membrane; extracellular region. Gene Ontology annotation, biological process: neurogenesis; circulatory system development; cell development. The record is from RefSeq and is marked provisional. Gene Ontology annotation, molecular function: semaphorin receptor binding. NCBI's taxonomy places the organism in Eukaryota, Metazoa, Chordata, Actinopteri, Cypriniformes, Danionidae.
AUGGACUACUUGUGGUGGAUUGUACUGCUGAUUUGGACGCUCAUCGCGCCUGAAAGAGGAACCGUUGCGCAGAGGAGCAAGAGUAACGUACCCCGGCUUAAACUCUCCUAUAAAGAAAUGCUGGAGUCCAACAACCUGCUUACUUUCAAUGGAUUGGCUAACAGCUCUGCCUAUCACACUUUUUUAUUGGAUGAGGAGAGAGGACGGCUUUUUGUGGGGGCAAAAGAUCAUGUGCUUUCCUUUAACUUGGUGGAUAUCAACAUGGACCAGCAACUGAUUUCCUGGCCUUCUUCACCUUCUCGACGAGAUGAAUGCAAGUGGGCCGGGAAGGACGUCCAGAAGGAGUGUGCGAACUUCAUAAAGGUCCUGCAGCCAUUUAAUCAGACGCACCUGUAUGCGUGCGGGACCGGAGCCUUCCAUCCCGUCUGUGCACAUGUGGAAGUGGGCAAACGCUCAGAGGACAACACCUUUCGGCUUGGGUCGAGUUUUGAGAACGGCCGUGGAAAAAGCCCGUAUGACCCCAAACUGCAGACGGCAUCCAUGCUGAUCGAUGGGGAACUGUAUGCUGGGACAUCAGCUGACUUCAUGGGCCGGGACUUUGCCAUUUUCCGAACUUUAGGAAAACACCAUCCCAUCAGGACGGAGCAGCACGACUCCAGAUGGCUCAACGAUCCUAGAUUUGUCAGCGUCCAUCUCAUCCCAGAGAGCGACAACUCUGAAGAUGACAAGAUUUAUCUGUUCUUCCGCGAAAACGCCAUUGAUGGAGAGCAAAUCAGCAAAGCCACACAUGCCCGAAUUGGACAGCUGUGUAAGAAUGAUUUUGGAGGCCACAGGAGUUUGGUGAACAAAUGGACCACCUUUCUGAAGGCCCGUUUAGUCUGCUCAGUUCCUGGCCUCAACGGCAUCGAUACACACUUUGAUGAACUGCAGGACGUGUUUCUCAUGAGCUCUAAGGAUCCUAAAAACCCCAUUAUCUAUGCUGUAUUUACAACAUCCAGUAAUAUUUUUAAGGGUUCUGCGGUCUGCAUGUACAGUAUGGCAGAUAUCAGGAGAGUGUUUUUGGGCCCAUAUGCCCACCGUGAUGGACCCAAUUACCAAUGGGUACCAUUUCUGAGUCGAGUACCAUAUCCAAGACCUGGCACGUGUCCCAGCAAAACAUUUGAUGGUUUUGAAUCAACAAAGGACUUUCCUGAUGAUGUCAUCACGUUUGCCAGAAGCCAUCCAGCCAUGUACAACCCAGUGUUUCCUAUCAACAACCGUCCAAUCAUAAUCAAAACUGAUGUGGAUUACCAGUUCACUCAGAUAGUAGUGGACAGGGUUGAAGCAGAGGAUGGCCAGUAUGAUGUCAUGUUUAUCGGCACCGACAUGGGCACAGUCCUUAAGGUGGUUUCCAUCCCAAGAGGAACAUGGCAUGACCUUGAGGAAGUCCUGUUGGAGGAGAUGACUGUGUUCAGAGAACCAACUGCUAUCACUGCCAUGGAGCUUUCAACAAAACAGCAACAACUCUAUCUUGGAUCUGCCAUCGGGGUUUCUCAGAUGCCACUUCAUCGAUGUGACGUCUAUGGGAAGGCCUGCGCUGAAUGCUGUCUGGCACGUGACCCUUACUGCGCAUGGGAUGGCUCUCAGUGUUCCCGAUACUUUCCAACAGCUAAGAGGAGAACGAGGCGUCAGGAUAUUAGGAAUGGAGACCCACUGACUCAGUGUUCGGAUCUACAACACCACGAUGAGGCAGAUGGCGAGACGGGCUUGCUGGAUAAGACUGUGUAUGGAGUUGAAAACAGCAGCUCUUUUCUAGAGUGCAGUCCUAAAUCUCAGCGUGCCCUCAUUUACUGGCAGUUUCAGAGACACGGGGAGGACCACAAACUGGAGAUAAAGUCAGACGAGCGAGUGUUGGGCACAGAACAGGGUCUUCUGAUCCGAAGCCUCCAUCAGAAGGACUCAGGUGUGUAUUACUGCCAUGCCGUCGAGCACGGCUUCAUCCAGACCCUCCUCCGUCUCACGCUCAACGUCAUUCCUGCCGAACACCUGGAUGAUCUGCUUCACCGAGACCCACCAGACACCAACGAUCCCGCCAACGGCAAGAUGUGGUACCGCGACUUUCUGUCCCUCAUCAAUCCGCCGAGCCCCAACAGCGUCGAUCAGCUCUGCGAACAGGUGUGGAAGAGAGAACGCAAACAACGCAGACAGAAAGCCAAUCUACUGCACGCCAGCCAAUCACACACCAGCCAGAUCCUCCACUCCAGCCAAUCACACGCCAAGUGGAAGCUGCUACAGGAAAACAAGAAAGGGCGCAAUCGCAGGACCCACGAGAUGCAGCGGGCGCCGAGAAGUGUGUGA